Molecule: messenger RNA, 1344 nt
Organism: Pogona vitticeps (central bearded dragon)
Lineage: Eukaryota; Metazoa; Chordata; Lepidosauria; Squamata; Agamidae
Gene: CLYBL
Product: citramalyl-CoA lyase
Biological process (GO): regulation of cobalamin catabolic process
Molecular function (GO): (S)-citramalyl-CoA lyase activity
Source: RefSeq, a predicted model, not a curated record
AGGAAGGCGAGACGAGGGCAAAGUUAAGGAAGGAGCGGAUGGAUGAUGGCGGCUGCGCUGACGGCACCCGUUUGGAGGCAACGGCGGCUCCUGGUGGCCAGUUCGAGCUGGAGCAGGCGGAGAUUGAGGUGCGCCCUUCUGCCUGUAGCUGUUCCUAAGCUUGAUUACUGCUUGACACGUUCUCACAGCUAUAUACCCCGGAGAGCUGCUCUCUAUGUGCCUGCAGAUGAUGAGAGGAAGAUGCAAAAAAUUCCAUCACUCAAUGUGGAUUGUGCAGUGCUGGAUUGUGAAGAUGGUGUUGCUCUCAAUAGGAAGGCAGAAGCAAGACUGAAAUGUGUGAAAGCACUUGAAAAAUUUGAGUUUGGUUGGACUGAAAAGUGCGUAAGGAUCAAUUCUGUGACUAGUGGUCUCGCAGAAGAAGAUAUGAAGGUCAUUUUUGAGUCAAGCAUCCUUCCUACAAGCCUGAUGUUACCAAAAGUUGAAAGUACAGAAGAAAUAAGAUGGUUUACAGAGAAAUUUGCAUACUACUUAAAGGGCAGAACUCUAGAACAACCUGUGAAUUUCAUUCCCUUUGUGGAAACAGCAAUGGGGUUACUCAAUUUUAAGGCUGUUUGUGAAGAAAGUCAAAGGACGGGACCCCGAGUUGGCCUUCAUUUGGAUGCAGUAGUCUUUGGAGGUGAAGAUUUUCGUGCAAGCAUAGGUUCAACGAGUAGCAAAGACACCCACGAUAUUCUUUAUGCCAGGCAAAACAUUGUCGUCACGGCCAAGGCUUUUGGCUUACAGGCCAUAGACCUUGUAUAUAUUGACUUUCAAGAUGAAGAGGGGCUUCGUAAGCAGUCAAGAGAGGGUGCCUUAAUGGGUUUUACUGGUAAGCAGGUGAUUCACCCUAAUCAAGUUGCUGUUGUCCAAGAACAGUUCACGCCAAGCCCUGAAAAAAUAAAGUGGGCGCAAGAACUGAUUACAGCUUUCGAUGAACAUCAGCGCAUAGGAAAGGGGGCCUUCACUUUCCGUGGCAGCAUGAUCGACAUGCCAUUACUGAAGCAAGCUCAGAAUAUUGUUACGCUUGCCACAGCCAUCAAGAAAAAAUGAUCUGCUAAACGAACCUUCCCCCAGGGGGGCUCCGGGAGCUGUUUAAAAGAUCAUAUAAUACAUGGAGAAGGAAAAACGCAACAGUUCAGCCUUCAACAGAACUCUGUUCGCAUGCCCUACAAUGUGCCACAUGUUUUUCUUGCUUAUCGUGGACCACAGUGCUUUCCUGUAAGAAGCACUUGCGAGGGCAGAGUUGAAAGUACAAUUGGAUCAUUUGGGGGGAAAGGGCUCAUUAAAAUUAAUCCAUAACAAGGA